AUGAAGAAAAUGGCGCAAAGGAGAGCGACGGUGCGCGGCGGCCGACGGUGGAGCGCGGAGCGAGCCUACCUGCGGCCGGCGCUGGGCAGGCCUAACCUGAGCGUCCUGACAGGGGCGACGGCCACGCGGCUCAUCAUCGACCCGGCCACCAACUCCACGCGCGGCGUCUGCUUCGUACGGGGCGGACGUGCGCAGGAGGUGCUGGCAGACAAGGAGGUGAUUCUGUCCGCGGGCGCCAUCAACUCCCCGCAGCUGCUGAUGCUGUCCGGCGUGGGACCUCGCGACCACUUGGAGAGCCUGGGAAUCCCCGUCGUGCAGGACCUGCCAGCCGUGGGGCAGAACCUGCAGGACCACCCCGCCAUGGGCGGAAUCUCUUUCACCGUCAACGAGUCCGUCACCAUCAUCGACAAGAGGGACGCCCUCAAUCCGGUCAAUUGGCUCGACUACCUGGUACGGGGCAAAGGGCCUCUCACACUGCCAGGCGGCGCAGAGGCGUUGGCGUUUGUGCGGACGCCGCUGGCGGAGGGCCCGGGCCCCGACGUGGAGCUGGUGAUGGGCGCAGGAGCUCCCUCCGGCGACUCGCUGGGCUUCCUGCGGCGCCUCGUUGGCUGGCGGCGCGGCGCGUGGCGGAGUGUGUGGGGCGCCGCGGCCGGCCGGGGCGCCGACGCCUGGUCCCUGGCCGCCGUGCUGCUGCGGCCGCGCUCCCGCGGCUCCGUGCGCCUGCGCAGCCGCAACCCGCUGCAGGCGCCCGUUCUGCGGGCCAACUACUACGACGACGAGCGGGACCUGCAGGCGCUCGUCCACGGCAUCAAGUUUGUACGUAAGCCGCUCUUCGCGCUAGGCCGAUUUACCGCCGGUCCCCAGACUCCUCCCGCUGCACUGUGA
Messenger RNA from Schistocerca piceifrons (Central American locust), 885 nucleotides. RefSeq names its product glucose dehydrogenase [FAD, quinone]-like. Gene Ontology annotation, molecular function: oxidoreductase activity, acting on CH-OH group of donors; flavin adenine dinucleotide binding. The record is from RefSeq and is a predicted model, not a curated record. The coding region runs from base 1 to 885 and encodes 294 amino acids. The transcript is spliced from 4 exons. NCBI's taxonomy places the organism in Eukaryota, Metazoa, Arthropoda, Insecta, Orthoptera, Acrididae.